Rhodotorula graminis WP1 is the source of this 1695-nucleotide messenger RNA. RefSeq lists its product as uncharacterized. NCBI's taxonomy places the organism in Eukaryota, Fungi, Basidiomycota, Microbotryomycetes, Sporidiobolales, Sporidiobolaceae. The annotation marks the transcript as partial. The transcript has 11 exons. The record is from RefSeq and is a predicted model, not a curated record. Gene Ontology annotation, biological process: protein phosphorylation. Gene Ontology annotation, molecular function: protein serine/threonine kinase activity; ATP binding.
CGCACCGGCGUCCUCACCAUCCGCGUCGUCGAGGCGCGCAACCUCUCGCUCCCGACGGGCGUCGUCCUCCCGAGUGGCAUCCGCGACGCGGUCGACCAGGCGCACGGUGGGCUCGCUCGAGGAGGGCGCGAGAGCCUGCAGCGCAAGCAGAUGUGGUGGUUGCCCUACGUCGUCCUCGAGUUUGACAAGAACGAGGUCCUCAUCGACGCGCUCGGUGGCGAGCUCAACUCGCCGACCUGGAUGUUCCGCGCCCAUUUCGACGUUUCGCGCAUCUCGGACGUCUCGAUCUCGGCCUACCUGCGCACGUCGCCGCUCGUCCCGGGCCAGAGCCGCAACGACAUGGGCAACGACCUCUUCCUCGGAGGUGUGAAGUUCCUCCCGGCCUUUGACGCCAACAAGCCGACCGACCAGUGGUUCCGUGCGACGAGCGGUGCGGGCGAGUUCCACAUCCAGGUCACCUACAAGCCUGCGACGACGCAGCACCUGUCGAUCAACGACUUUGACCUCCUCAAGGUCAUCGGCAAGGGCUCGUUCGGCAAGGUCAUGCAGGUCCGCAAGAAGGACACGGGUCGCAUCUACGCGCUCAAGACGAUCCGCAAGGCGCACAUCGUCUCGCGCUCAGAGGUGACGCACACGCUCGCCGAGCGCACCGUCCUCGCCCAAGUCAACAACCCGUUCAUCGUGCCGCUCAAGUUCUCGUUCCAGAACGCCGAGAAGCUGUACCUCGUCCUCGCGUUCGUCAACGGCGGCGAGCUGUUCCACCACCUGCAGCGCGAGGGCCGCUUCAACGAGGAGCGCAGCCGGUUCUACGCCGCCGAGCUCCUGUGCGCCCUCGAGCACCUGCACCAGUUCAACGUCAUCUACCGCGACCUUAAGCCGGAGAACAUCCUUAUCGACUACGUGGGCCACAUCGCCUUGUGCGACUUUGGCCUGUGCAAGCUCAACAUGAGCGAGAGCGAGACGACCAACACCUUCUGCGGCACGCCCGAGUACCUGGCGCCGGAACUGCUGCUCGGCCAUGGGUACCAGAAGACGGUCGACUGGUGGACUCUCGGCGUGCUCCUGUACGAGAUGCUCUCGGGCCUGCCGCCCUUCUACUCGGAGAACACGAACGAGAUGUACCAGAAGAUCCUCACCGACCCGUUGCGCUUCGGCGACGAGAUCUCGCCCGACGCGCGCUCGCUCCUCACGGGCCUGCUCACGCGCGACCCGCAGCAGCGCCUCGGCGUCACGGGCGCCGAAUCGAUCCGGACGCACCCUUUCUUUGCCAAGCACAUCGACUUCAAGAAGCUCAUGCAGAAGAAGAUCCAGCCGCCGUUCAAGCCGAGCGUCGAGAGCGCCGCCGACACGAGCAACUUCGACACCGAGUUCACGUCCGAGGCACCACAAGAUUCGGUCGUCGAGGACUCGCACCUGUCCGAGACGGUGCAACAGCAGUUUGUCGGCUUCUCGUGCGUCCUCCUUUCGGCCCUCCUUUGCUCCCCUCGUUCUGCGCUCACGCCCACCGUUGCACCCUUUACAGGUAUGUCCAACCUGCAGGGGCAUUCGGCGAGAGCGUGCGUUAGCGUCAAGGGGGCUCGUAGUCUUUCUCUCAGGGGCCGGUGUUGCAACUAUGGUCAAUCCAGUGUUCGGUUCUCUGUCCGUCGCAGCGCAAGCAGGUUGACUUUGGCAGGGAUCGUGGGCAGAGGAACCUAA